Oryza brachyantha (malo sina) is the source of this 1832-nucleotide messenger RNA. RefSeq names its product beta-glucosidase 12-like. The record is from RefSeq and is a predicted model, not a curated record. Gene Ontology annotation, molecular function: beta-glucosidase activity. Gene Ontology annotation, biological process: carbohydrate metabolic process. The coding region runs from base 43 to 1581 and encodes 512 amino acids. NCBI's taxonomy places the organism in Eukaryota, Viridiplantae, Streptophyta, Magnoliopsida, Poales, Poaceae. The transcript is spliced from 13 exons.
UCUCUUUGCUGUGUGUCCGUAUCCGGGUCACACUUCCCGGCCAUGGCGACUGCACGGGCAGGGGUGGUGCUCAGUGGCCUCCUCCUCACGCUCCUCCUCCUAACCGUCGUCGCCUCCGGCGCCGGCAAUGGCUCCGGCGAGCCGGCGAUCAGCCGGAGAAGCUUCCCCGAGGGGUUCAUCUUCGGGACGGCGUCGGCGGCGUAUCAGUAUGAGGGUGGCGCAACGGAGGGUGGCAGAGGACCAAGCAUCUGGGACACGUUCACACAUCAGCACCCAGAUAAGAUCGCUGACGGAAGUAACGGGGAUGUGGCUGAUGAUUCCUACCAUCUGUACAAGGAAGAUGUGCGUCUCAUGAAGGACAUGGGAAUGGACGCAUACAGGUUCUCCAUCUCAUGGACAAGAAUCCUUCCAAAUGGAAGCCUGAGCGGUGGAGUCAACAGAGAAGGCAUCAACUACUACAACAAUUUGAUCAAUGAGCUAUUAUUGAAAGGGGUGCAACCAUAUGUUACCCUUUUCCACUGGGAUUCACCUCAGGCGUUGGAAGACAGAUAUAACGGAUUUCUUAGCCCUAAUAUUAUAAAUGACUACAGGGACUACGCUGAAGUCUGCUUCAAGGAGUUUGGUGACAGAGUGAAACACUGGAUCACCUUCAACGAGCCCUGGACAUUCUGCUCCAAUGGCUAUGCAGCUGGCGUGUUUGCGCCAGGCAGGUGUUCGCCCUGGGAGAUGGGAAAAUGCAGCGUUGGAGAUUCAGGAACGGAGCCCUACACCGCAUGCCACCACCAACUCCUCGCUCAUGCAGAAAGCGUUCGGCUGUACAAAGAGAAAUAUCAGGCCUCACAAAAGGGUAAGAUUGGAAUAACUCUGGUCUCACACUGGUUUGUUCCCUACUCCCGCUCCAAAUCCAACGACGCUGCUGCAAAGCGUGCCAUAGAUUUCAUGCUUGGAUGGUUUAUGGAUCCCCUCAUUAAUGGCGAUUACCCACUAAACAUGAGAGGAUUGGUUGGGGAUCGCUUGCCACAGUUCACCAAAGAAGAGUCUGAGUUGGUCAAGGGUUCAUUUGAUUUUAUUGGGCUUAACUACUACACUGCAAACUACGCUGAUAACCUUCCUGCAUCAAAUGGCCUUAACAAAAGCUACACUACUGAUUCUGGAGCUAAUCUUACCGGUGUACGGAAUGGCGUUCCCAUAGGGCAGCAGGCUGCUUCACCUUGGCUUUACGUCUACCCUAAAGGGUUCCAUGAUUUGCUACUUUAUGUUAAGGAGAAUUAUGGCAAUCCUACCGUCUACAUCACUGAAAAUGGUGUUGAUGAAUUCGACAAUAAGACCUUGACACUGCAGGAAGCCUUGCAGGAUGACGCCAGGAUAGAUUACUACAACAGGCACCUUCUUUCUCUGCUAACUGCUAUAAGGGCUGGAGCAAACGUGAAGGCAUACUUUGCAUGGUCGCUGCUUGAUAACUUCGAGUGGGCGAACGGCUACACAGUUCGGUUUGGGAUAAACUAUGUGGAUUACAAGGACGGAGCGAAGAGAUACCCCAAAAAGUCUGCCCAUUGGUUCAAGAAGUUCCUCCAGAAGUGAUGAAAAGCAAAGCAUGUGUAUUUCUCAUUGAAUAGCUAAGAGUGUAUAUGAAUAAUAUGGUGCAUGAGUUUGGUACAAGAGAUGGAAAAGUGAUUCAGCUGAAAUAAUAAUUCUAUCUCUUAUUAAAUUUCAUGUUUGUACAUCUAUCUAUAUUUUGAAUUUCUACCCAUAGCUUAACAAAGGGUAUAUGUGCACCUUCUGUCAGCUACUCCACUCAUUCUAAAAUAUAAGUAUUUAUAGGAUUCAAGUAA